Molecule: messenger RNA, 2375 nt
Organism: Schistocerca gregaria
Lineage: Eukaryota; Metazoa; Arthropoda; Insecta; Orthoptera; Acrididae
Exons: 3
Coding region: 21-377 (118 amino acids)
Source: RefSeq, a predicted model, not a curated record
AUAAACGCAAGGUGACCUCCAUGCCACUUGCCACAAGCUGCGCCGCGCUGAAGCAGGACAUGGGUUCCAGGGCUGAAUGUGUGGUGCUGUUGCUGGUGACAGCUCUGGUGGCGGAGGACGUUCAGGCAAUCACCCGCCAGGACGUGCGUGACUUCUUGGGUAACCGCGCUUUUAUGAGUAGUUUAUUUUCCUGUCUGAUGAAUUACUGGCGAUGCAGCUACAUCACACAGAAAAUAAAAGACAAUGCACACGACGCGUUGCAUGGUCGGUGCCGCGGCUGCUCGCGUGACGAGCGGAACCUCAUGAUGUGGACUAUCAAGAUGGCUCGCCGCAGUUACCCGAAAGAGUUCCGGAAGGUGUGGUGCCGAUACUACUAGCGGGUAGUAUCUCGUACGAAGAUGACGCAAUCACCACGAGUUAUUAUCUUGUGUUACCUGAAAGACCAAACUUACCACCUUACGCGGGUACAAUGACAGAGAUGGAAAGUGUAAACGCCUUACGCCUUACGCGUGUAUAGUGACAGAGAUGGAAAGUGUUACAGCAUAUAGAGCCUUCCCAACAUUUGUCAAAAUUUGCGGAGAGGUUCAUCGUACAGGACUAAUAAAAGACUAAACAUUCUUUUCUUUCGAAAAUGAUUGUCUUUAACAUCAGCAUCAUGUGUGACACCACUGGCACGAAUACACUUUCUUGGUGUUUUAUCACAGAAGCAAAUAGCGUCUGAAUUUCAUCUUGCCUGAAUCACACUCUACGUCAGUUCAUCAGUAUUUCAGAUCAGAACCUGGUAUGAAAGUUUACAUUUUCUAUCCCAUCUCAAACAUGCCUUACGGGUAAUAAAUUGGGAGCAUUGGUAGGCCAGUCAAGGACCCGUACGAAGUAUUUCCGGUGUAAAUUACACUGCGGUGCCUCGUGCACUGGCCACAAAAUGUAUGAAGCAAAGUUUUAUCUUUCUCAUCAAGUACUGGCUAGCAUUAGGCCUCCCUUUACCGACUGCCAGAUCCAUUCUUUCCUCACCAUGACUCCAGGAGUCUACCAUUCCCGAGGCACUGUUCUCAACUAUCGCUGCUUCCUUUGACAUUUCACGAGGUUGUAAACGGACACAAUGGAACCAAUCCAUACGCCACAAACAGGAUCGAGACUCGUCGCUGAAGAACAAAGACUGUCUGUCGGUGUUCCAUUUGAAGAUGGCUUCACACAUGUAAGUUUUUGUCAUAUCUAGGCAGUGCUAAACGACGUCUACAGUUGAUAUCUCAACGCAUCUUCCAUUAAUGUCUGACGGUGGGUUCCUGGUGACAUUCUGGUUGUAAACUUCGACGGAUAUCACUCCUCUGCUCUUGAAAGCCAGUCCAGCAAUUAUACGAUAUACUCGUGCUGUGGUUCUUGUGGAAUGGACUGUGGAUGUCCACACCGUACUGUUGCCCUCAGCUUAUUUCGUCAGCACUCUUUCUAGAGUCAUUACACAACAGCCAACUGUCUCCGCGACCUGUCACUUUGAUGUUCCCAUGUCUCUUGUGCCCAUAAUUGCAACCUUCUCAGAGCCUGAAAUUUGGCAAUUAGUUGUGCACGUCCUCCGGGCGUGCUGUGUUGCAAUCCUUAGUUGAAACGUUUCUGUAACAUGGACACGCCCUACGACCACCAUGGAGUCACACCAUUCUUCAGCUGUAGGAAACGGUUCAACUGUCUUUGAAACACUGAAAACAGUUGUGCAAAGGGUGAAUGUCUAUUGAACAUACCUCACAGACCUGAAAAUACUGUCGUAUCUGCUUUGGUAGUGUUCACACAAGGUAUUCAUAAGAUAACGCUUUCCUUUUCCGUCAACGUUGUUUUUAUAGAGCAAAAGCUUGGAAACCAAAACAUGAUGAAUGUUUUCUUAUAACUGAGAUAUUUUGUUACAUUUUUUUGUUAGUGUGGUCACUGAUAUACCGCGAAAGAAAAGAAGGACAAAAGGAACUACUGUCUGCUAUUGUUGGACAAAAACCGGAUAAUUUUUUCUACAUGUAUGUCCUGUUCAAUGGACUUUUAUCUACUUGUCAGCAUCUGCUGCUGAAAGAACUUUUGUAACGUUAGUAUAGAUGAAAACGGUUUGCAGUCAUAUUAAAUAUUUUUUUACAUUUAGCACUGAUAAUGAAACGUAGUCUUAAUUUUGCCCAUCACCUAAUGUUACCUAGUAUAAUUUACACAUGGGCAAGAGGAGAGGAAAGCAAGCUGUCUUAAUAACAGAAUCGUUUCUUGUGUAGUAAUUUCGUUGUGUGUGUGUAUAAAACUGCACAGAAGUAUACAUUACAUUGUCAGUGAUAUAGUACAGAACUAACUGAUACAGAAUGUAAUGAUCUUACUAGUGUGCCGUGUUCUUACUGUACUCCAUCUAAUAACAGGAU